Messenger RNA from Chroicocephalus ridibundus (black-headed gull), 895 nucleotides. Its product is annotated as olfactory receptor 51L1-like. The record is from RefSeq and is a predicted model, not a curated record. Gene Ontology annotation, biological process: G protein-coupled receptor signaling pathway. NCBI's taxonomy places the organism in Eukaryota, Metazoa, Chordata, Aves, Charadriiformes, Laridae. Gene Ontology annotation, molecular function: olfactory receptor activity. Gene Ontology annotation, cellular component: plasma membrane.
GCCUGCCAUCCCCAGAUGUUCUCCAUUCACUGCUUCUCCAUCCUGGACUCUGGGGGCCAUGGCCUUUGACCACUUUGUGGCCAUCUACAACCCCCUGCAGUUUGCAGCUGUCCUGACCAACCCCAGGACAGGUGUCACUGGGCUGGGGCUCAUGGUGAGGAGCAUUAGCCUCUUGCUCCCCUUGCCAAUACUGAAGAAGCUGUCGUUCUGCAGGUCCCAUGUGCUGGCGCACUCCUCCUGUGCCCACCCCAACUUACUCCAGCUGCCCUGUGCAGAUGUUAAGGUGAACAGCAGAUAUGGCUUAUUAGUCGUCCUGGCCACCUUUGGACAAGGCUUGCUGUCUAUCACCGUCUAUGUCAUGAUCAUUUCGACUGUGCUGAGUAUCACAUCCAAGGAAGAGCAUCUCAAGGCCCUGAACAUCUGCGUCUCUCGUAUCUGUGUUGUUUCAGUUUAUUAUAUCCCAAUGAUUGGGUUGUCCAUGGUGUACAGGUUUGGGAAACAUGGUUCUCCUCUGAUUCACAUCCUCAUGGCUAUCAACCCUCUUGUACCCCCUGCGCUUAACCCCAUUAUUUACAGUGUGAAAACCAAACAGACCUGCAGGGGGAUGCACAAACUUCUCGUUCCAAGAAGACACCGAUGUUCAGAUCUCCUCUUCAUUUUGUUGUCCUCCACCAUGGUCCUCGUGACACCUCUCAGCACUGCCUCCAUAGACAAGGUUCUAAAGGCUGUGUGGUCUCAGGCUUCUACAUCCCAGCAGGAUGUAGAAUCCCAGUUAGUCCACCCUGCACAGAUCUGGGAAAGAGGCACCCUCAUCUUCCAUGCCGUGGUGGGCAACACCUACAUCCUCCUCCCACCCCUCUGCAAUCCUGUCUUUUACAGCAUCCAAACAAAGUAG